Gordionus sp. m RMFG-2023 is the source of this 3653-nucleotide messenger RNA. RefSeq names its product intermediate filament protein A-like. Gene Ontology annotation, cellular component: nuclear envelope; nuclear lamina. Gene Ontology annotation, biological process: nuclear envelope organization; heterochromatin formation; nuclear migration. Lineage: Eukaryota; Metazoa; Nematomorpha; Gordioida; Chordodea; Parachordodidae. Bases 315 to 3206 code for a protein of 963 amino acids. Gene Ontology annotation, molecular function: protein binding; structural constituent of cytoskeleton. The record is from RefSeq and is a predicted model, not a curated record. The transcript is spliced from 15 exons.
CCAAACACAUUGAAAAAAAUGAAUUUUGCGAAAUUGAAGAAAAUCUAAAUUUCUUAAAUCUCGAUGAAAAUAACUCUAUAAUAAAAAUUAUUAAUGGACACCAUGGGACCGACUCAGAAGUACAGGAUGAGAAAUUUAAAAAAUUGCAAAAGGCUUUAGCAAAUAUACAGAAAAAAACGUUCACUAAAUGGUGUAAUUCUUAUCUAGAAAAAAGAAAUCAAUCGAUCGAUGAACUAUACUCAGACAUAGGAAAUGGGAUCAUAUUAUGGCAUUUGCUAGAGAUUUUAUCUGGUGAAUCUUUAGGCAAACCUAACAUGGCUAAACAUAGAGUACAAAAGUUGGAAAAUGUUAACGUGUGCUUAACGUUCCUAAACGCUAAAGUUCAUCUGGAGAAUAUAGGUUCCGAAGAUAUUGUAGAUGGCAACGAACGACUUAUAUUAGGCCUCAUUUGGACCAUCAUCCUUCGUUAUCAAAUAGAUGACAUUUCUAUCGAUUUAACUCAGGAAGAAAGACAAAAAUUAUACAAAAAUGAACCAAAAUCAAAAAAAUACUCCGAUAUAUUAGAUGCCAAAGUAACAUCCAAAAAUGCACUCUUAAUUUGGUGUAAAAGAAGAACGAAAGGAUAUCAUAAUGUGGAUAUUCAAAAUUUUUCAUCCAGUUGGAAAGAUGGACUUGGAUUUUUAGCAAUAAUACAUUCCUAUAGACCAGAUCUCAUUGACUUUGAAGAUUAUAAAACCGAAAAUGCUAACCGAAAUUUAAAGGAAGCAUUCGAGAUUGCGGAGUCGUAUUUAGGGAUUUAUCGUUUAUUAGACCCUGAAGAUGUGAAUAGCGUAUAUCCGGACGAGAAAUCAAUACUGACUUAUCUGUCUUGCUUAUACCACUUUUUUCAUAAUCCUAAACUAUUGGGAAAGAUGUCUCCCGAUAAAAAGCUUAAAAAGAUUGAAAUUAUUGGCAAUUCAUCUUUGAUAGAAAACGAUCAGAAUAUUGCCAAAAAAAAAAACAAUAUCAACAAAAAUAAAAGUAAUAAUAAUACGAAAAAAAUAAUGGCUGACGAUGACGUAAAGGUAAAAGAUAACAUAAAUAAAGGUAGCUCGAAGGAAACUUCGAUCAUAAACGAAUUUUCGAAUACAAAUAAUAAUUCAAAUUUGAGUAAUAAAAAUACUUUUGAAUCUUCCUCCGAAACCGAAAAACAAAGCCGGGAAGAAACCCAAUCGCCUUCAUUUUUACAACAAAUUAAGCAGAAGUUAACUGGAACCACAACUAAUUUAACUAGUGAGGAAACCAACAAAUCGCCACCAGCCCAAACAACAACAGCACCUUUACUAACUUCUGAACCAUCUAGUCAAUCAGGAGGAUCUAGCUACUUGAACAGUGAUUAUUUUAGUUCUACCAACAACCCUUCAAUCAAACCUUUAGGAAAAGAUUUUGAUAGCAGUUUUGACAACAAGGUAACCGAUUAUUACGGACAUCCAAUUACUACAUCAACACCAAUGUCGAGUUCAACCAUCAUAAAAAAGACGAUAACCACUACUCGGUCCGGAGGAGCAAGUUCUGGAGGUGGAAUAGGAGGCUACAGUUCCUCAUCUUUUAUAAAAGGUGGAUCUGGGGGUGGCCUAGGUUUCGAUUCCUCAUUCGCUGCCUCUCCCAAAGCUACAAUAGCCUUUAGAGAAAAGGAGAAGAAAGAAUUGCAAGAUCUUAAUGAAAGAUUUGCCAGUUACAUCGAGAGAGUAAGGAAACUUGAAAAACAACACGGCGAACUUAUCGAAGAGAUUGUAGCUAUAAAAAACGAACUGAUAAGGAUAGUUAGUUCAGUCAGAGCUCAAUAUGAAAGUGAACUAAGAGACGCUAGAAAAGAACUUGAUGUUACCUCCAGGGAUAAAGCUAGACUUGAAGUUCGUUGCAAUAGACUCGAAGACGAUAUAGAUGAAUACCGAAUUAAAUAUGAUGACAUCUCCCGCCUUCACCAUACUGAACGCGAUAAAUUGCUUCGUUUGGAAGUAUUGCUGUCUGAAAAAGACGGAGAGCUGGCCAAUUUACAAAAGAAACUGGAUCAAGCCAACGACGAUAUUGAUAGAUACAAGAGAGAACUUGCACGUUUGUUAGACGAACUAAUGAAUGCCAAGAUUACUAAUGAGGAGGAAUUAUUGAUUAGAGUUGAUUUAGAAAACAAAUUACAGAGUCUUCAAGAAGAUUUGGAUUUCCAACAACAGCUUCAUCAAGCUACCUUAAAAGAAUUGAUGGAGGGAAUCAAAAGCAGUGAUACGGGAGAAUUUAAAAGAAUUUUCCAAAAUGAAUUAUCUUUAGCAAUUAAGGAUAUCAGGACCGAAUAUGAAAACAUAUCCAAAAUGAUGUAUCCAGACAACGAGGGCUGGUACAAGACCAAGAUGCAAGAAUUUAUGGAACUUACUCAAAAGAAAAACGUCGAAGAAAUGAAUGCUAAAAGCAGCGCCCAGAUCUCUAGAUCAAGAGUUUCCGAAAUCAGUACAGAAAUAAUUGAGUUACGAAGUGCUAAUUCUUCCUUGGAAAAAAGGAUCAUGGAACUUGAGAGAGCUAUUAGCAAUGAAAAUUCUGAUUUUGAAGCUCAGUUGGCUCAAAGAGAUUACGAAAUGCAAGAGCUUCAAGAGAGAAUUGCGGCGCAGUUGUUCGAACUAAGGGAGUUAAUGGAUACCAAGCUCAGACUUGAUCUAGAAAUAGCUGCUUACAGACGUCUGCUGGAAGGAGAAGAGAAUAGAUUAAAUCUCUCCCCUGAAUCGAUCAAGCACGUGAGGAAAGCUAUAAGCCAGAUAGGCACACGAGAAAUUCUGGGUCAAGAUUCAUUGUCUAAAGCUUUGGCAGGCGAAUCUUCUACUAAAACAACUUUUCAAAGAACUUCUAAAGGACCUUUGACAAUUUCCGAAGUUGACCCUGAAGGUCAUUUUGUAUCGCUUGAAAAUACCAGCAAACUGAAGGAACAAGUAAUCGAUGGAUGGCAAAUCAGAAGGAAUAUUGACAACCGAGAAAAUAUUAUCUACAAUUUCCCGAAAUUCACCAUUAAGCCCGGAAAAACUGUCAAAGUUUUUGCUUCUGGAUAUUACGAUGGAAAGCCAGACAAUUUAGAAUUUAGAGACCGCAGAUCUUGGGGAACGGGUAGCAACGUUACUACUUCUCUUCUAACAGACAAGGGAGAAGAAAAAGCCUCUCACCUUCAGAAGACCAUAAGCCAUUAAAAUAUUUUUCAAACAAAUAUCAGCUUAUUUUUAAUACAUAAAUUGUUCCUUCAAUUAUUUUCAUAUCUUUAAAUAAAUAGCUUAUCAUUAUAUAUCGCUUAACGGUUCAUUGUAAAACCUUUUUUUUUUUUAAAUUUAUUAAUCAAUUCACUUAUUAUAAGAUACAAUAGUUAUUACAAUAUUAAAUUUAGGAAUUAUAAAAAAAUUUACAUCAAUAACAUAUUUAAAAUAUUAUAGAUGAAUAAAAACCGGUGAUAACUUAAUUAUAUUAUAUUUACAAUUUCAUUAUUAAAUUUUGCACAUUCCAACAUUUAUUUAUUCCCUACACACCUAUUUUCUAUACCAUUUAUCAAAUAUUAGUUUUUGUGUAUAAUCAAAAUAUUUUAAUUUAUAUAAUUAGCUAUUAUUGGUAAUUUAAAGAAUGUUUAAAUAAAAUUUCAUUUAGCA